Metopolophium dirhodum (rose-grain aphid) is the source of this 6687-nucleotide messenger RNA. RefSeq lists its product as uncharacterized. NCBI's taxonomy places the organism in Eukaryota, Metazoa, Arthropoda, Insecta, Hemiptera, Aphididae. Bases 6143 to 6529 code for a protein of 128 amino acids. The record is from RefSeq and is a predicted model, not a curated record. The transcript has 3 exons.
ACUGUCGUCGGUUUACUACAAUGCUCUCGCCUGCGAAAAUUCGUAACAUAUAAAUAACUAUAUUUUCUACAUAUAUCUAUUUUGUUCUUCUCUUAAUAAAACUAAUUUCACGUUUAACUCUUUUAUAUAAGAAAAAUUUGGGUUGGAGUUUGUUCUACUUAAAUAAAUAGUGAAUUUCAGGUUUCUAAUUUUUUUUUUUUUGAUAUCUUUAUAUUAAUAUUUUUCUUUGAUUUUAUUUUCAUCAAUCAUCUUUGUUAAGGUUACAAUCGGUUCUUCAUAAUAUUGAAUUUGUUCGCAACAAUAAUCAUAUGAAUGCCAAAAAUUCAUUAUCUGUAAUUUUUACCUAAAUACAUUAGUAUAAAAUAUAAAAUAUUAUAUAAAUCUAAUAAUUAUAGCGAUUAUUUAUAAAACAACACUGAAUAUACGUAUAGGUACAUAAUACACGCACCUGCUGUUCUACUUCUAGAAUUCUGCUUUUAACUACGUUUAUUUCUGAGUUCAUGAUUCUGAAAAUUACAUAGAAUUUCAAAACUAACUGUUAAUUGAUACGUUUUUUUAAAUCUAAACCACUUUUCCUAACAUUUUUAUUGCAUUAGUUUUAUUUGAACGAUUAUCAAACUUAUCCAGAAUUGAUGAUAUAAAACAUUUAUUAUCCUUCAACAGAUUUUAUUACAAUAUCAUUCGAUAUAUUUUUAUAAUAUAAAAUAAUAAAUAAUAACAAAAUGAUUUAUUUGUAAAAACAAAUUUUAUUUCUUGAAAAACUGAAUAUUAUCAAUAUUUGUCUAAUUGUUCAUAUAACUCACUAAGACCCUUCUGUAUAUUACUUUCACAAAGAAACGCUGUAUAACUCGAAUUUUUAUAAUCAUUUAUCAUUAUUUGUUUUUCUUCUUCUAAUUUUGCUCUUGUCGUUUUCAAUCUCGCUUUCAGAAUCUUUAUAUUUAUAUCUCUCAAGUUUUUUCUGAAAGUGACUUUGAUUGCAUCCAUGCCGAGGUUGUUUUCGUUACGUUGUUGUAAUAUGGAGUUGAUUUUUUCCCAGAUAAGUGACGACUCCAUUUUUUUUUUUUUUUUUUUAGACAUUAUCUAAUUUACUAUAUAACUCAUUUAGCCCUUUUUGAAUAUUUUUCCCACAUAAAUAACUUAUAUAGAUUAAAUGUUUAUAUUCGUCUAUUAAAUUCUGUUUUUCUGCGAUCAGUCUUUUUCUGGUUUCUUUCAGCACCGCUUUUUGUAUUUUUAUUUUAAUAUUUUUAAUAUUACAAUGGAACAUUUUUUCAUCGAUAUCUUGAGCAUGAUAAUUUUCUUUCUGCUGUUUCAAUAUUUGCCUGAUUUGUUCGUGAAUUAGUGAUUUGGCUUCCAUUUUUUUUUCUUUUUUUUUUUUAAAAAAUUCUGGAAAAAUUAUAUAGAAUUUGUAAACUAUCUACUAGAUAAAAAAAAAUAAUGCAUAUUAAUGACAAUAAUUUAUUUCCAACAUAUUCCUACUUUUUUAUGUUUUUUAACUCUUUUAUAUUAAAAAUUUGUAUGUAUUAAUCAUAAUUUAUUAAUACUUAAGAACUACAGUUUUCCUUAGGGAUAUAAUUUUUGGUUAUCUCUGUUUUUACAACAUAUUUCCAAGUUAAGACUACUCUUUCAGCUAAUUUCCCUACGACUCCACCUCUGCUUCUUAAUUUGUUGACCACUAGACCAAUUCCAGUGGCUACUAAAUGUUCGAUAGUGAUAGGUAGUUUUGAAAGUUUGUAUAGACAUUCAUAUAUUUGAUCGUUGUCACCGGCCUCAACAGCUCUCACGAUUUUUCUAGCGUAGUGGUUAAUCACUCUGACUGACCUAUAUAUAUUAUAUAAAUGUUUCUUUAUUGAGGUUAGUUCAUAUAUAAAUGCUUAUAUUAUUUUAUGUAAGCACAAUAUAAUAUAAGCAUUUAUAUCAAAAUAAAAAUUAACCAUGGUGGCAGUCCAUGUAUAAACAAUAGUUGUCAAUGAUUAUAUUUAGUUUGCAGAAAUUAACGAAUAAUUUAAUAAUAACGUUAAAGAAAAACAAUAAAAUAUUAUAAACCAAAAAGAAAGAUUUACAUUAAAUAGCUAUAUGCAUAAAUAAAAACUUUAAAUAUAAUUACUAAUUAUUCAUAUAAAAUUUAAAAAAAAAAAUUUAACCUGAUCUAAACCUUUCACGUUUAGAUUUGGCUGUCGUAAUAAAAUCUUACCUUUUACCGAAACAAUGCUGUAGUGAUCCAUCACUAACGCUUAUAUUUUUGAGUUGUGACGACGUUGCUGUAUGUGGUAGGAUUUGUAUUGACAGAGGUUCAAGUCACAGGUUUCAACAAUAAGUUAUAAUAGUUUAUUUAAUAAGAUAAAGUAAUUUGUUACAAUAAAUGUUAUAAAAAUUUGUGGACAGCACGUUAAGUUACUGCCCGAGAACUAGUUAAAGCUACAUAAGAUUACUGGGAAUGUACUUAGUCUGGCGGCGAUGUAGAGUGCGCGGACUCUACGACCAGGUAAGUACUACAUGUAGGGCUAUGGGACUAAUUCUAAUUCUGCUAUGGAUGGAGACUCGUAUAUAUACCAAGUCUCCCUUAACGAUUAGGUACACUGUAUCGACUUAGGAGGUGGAUCGGAAGAGCUCCGGCGAAGGAGUAACGAGUACCGACGCAGGUGUGAAUGUUGUUGCCAAAUCCUUGAGUUGGAUAGGUACCGGAUUAUUUGUGAUUCUCAGAAUCUGGAGACUUGCAACAACAACCAGGCGUUAUACGAGGUUUAAUUUAUAGUGAAGUGACAAAUAGUUGAAUAAUAAAAAUAAUAGUAAACUGUCGUCGGUUUACUACAAUGCUCUCGCCUGCGAAAAUUCGUAACAUAUAAAUAACUAUAUUUUCUACAUAUAUCUAUUUUGUUCUUCUCUUAAUAAAACUAAUUUCACGUUUAACUCUUUUAUAUAAGAAAAAUUUGGGUUGGAGUUUGUUCUACUUAAAUAAAUAGUGAAUUUCAGGUUUCUAAUUUUUUUUUUUUUGAUAUCUUUAUAUUAAUAUUUUUCUUUGAUUUUAUUUUCAUCAAUCAUCUUUGUUAAGGUUACAAUCGGUUCUUCAUAAUAUUGAAUUUGUUCGCAACAAUAAUCAUAUGAAUGCCAAAAAUUCAUUAUCUGUAAUUUUUACCUAAAUACAUUAGUAUAAAAUAUAAAAUAUUAUAUAAAUCUAAUAAUUAUAGCGAUUAUUUAUAAAACAACACUGAAUAUACGUAUAGGUACAUAAUACACGCACCUGCUGUUCUACUUCUAGAAUUCUGCUUUUAACUACGUUUAUUUCUGAGUUCAUGAUUCUGAAAAUUACAUAGAAUUUCAAAACUAACUGUUAAUUGAUACGUUUUUUUAAAUCUAAACCACUUUUCCUAACAUUUUUAUUGCAUUAGUUUUAUUUGAACGAUUAUCAAACUUAUCCAGAAUUGAUGAUAUAAAACAUUUAUUAUCCUUCAACAGAUUUUAUUACAAUAUCAUUCGAUAUAUUUUUAUAAUAUAAAAUAAUAAAUAAUAACAAAAUGAUUUAUUUGUAAAAACAAAUUUUAUUUCUUGAAAAACUGAAUAUUAUCAAUAUUUGUCUAAUUGUUCAUAUAACUCACUAAGACCCUUCUGUAUAUUACUUUCACAAAGAAACGCUGUAUAACUCGAAUUUUUAUAAUCAUUUAUCAUUAUUUGUUUUUCUUCUUCUAAUUUUGCUCUUGUCGUUUUCAAUCUCGCUUUCAGAAUCUUUAUAUUUAUAUCUCUCAAGUUUUUUCUGAAAGUGACUUUGAUUGCAUCCAUGCCGAGGUUGUUUUCGUUACGUUGUUGUAAUAUGGAGUUGAUUUUUUCCCAGAUAAGUGACGACUCCAUUUUUUUUUUUUUUUUUUUAGACAUUAUCUAAUUUACUAUAUAACUCAUUUAGCCCUUUUUGAAUAUUUUUCUCACAUAAAUAACUUAUAUAGAUUAAAUGUUUAUAUUCGUCUAUUAAAUUCUGUUUUUCUGCGAUCAGUCUUUUUCUGGUUUCUUUCAGCACCGCUUUUUGUAUUUUUAUUUUAAUAUUUUUAAUAUUACAAUGGAACAUUUUUUCAUCGAUAUCUUGAGCAUGAUAAUUUUCUUUCUGCUGUUUCAAUAUUUGCCUGAUUUGUUCGUGAAUUAGUGAUUUGGCUUCCAUUUUUUUUUCAUUUUUUUUUUUAAAAAAUUCUGGAAAAAUUAUAUAGAAUUUGUAAACUAUCUACUAGAUAAAAAAAAAUAAUGCAUAUUAAUGACAAUAAUUUAUUUCCAACAUAUUCCUACUUUUUUAUGUUUUUUAACUCUUUUAUAUUAAAAAUUUGUAUGUAUUAAUCAUAAUUUAUUAAUACUUAAGUUUUUUCUGAAAGUGACUUUGAUUGCAUCCAUGCCGAGGUUGUUUUCGUUACGUUGUUGUAAUAUGGAGUUGAUUUUUUCCCAGAUAAGUGACGACUCCAUUUUUUUUUUUUUUUUUUUAGACAUUAUCUAAUUUACUAUAUAACUCAUUUAGCCCUUUUUGAAUAUUUUUCUCACAUAAAUAACUUAUAUAGAUUAAAUGUUUAUAUUCGUCUAUUAAAUUCUGUUUUUCUGCGAUCAGUCUUUUUCUGGUUUCUUUCAGCACCGCUUUUUGUAUUUUUAUUUUAAUAUUUUUAAUAUUACAAUGGAACAUUUUUUCAUCGAUAUCUUGAGCAUGAUAAUUUUCUUUCUGCUGUUUCAAUAUUUGCCUGAUUUGUUCGUGAAUUAGUGAUUUGGCUUCCAUUUUUUUUGCAUUUUUUUUUUUAAAAAAUUCUGGAAAAAUUAUAUAGAAUUUGUAAACUAUCUACUAGAUAAAAAAAAAUAAUGCAUAUUAAUGACAAUAAUUUAUUUCCAACAUAUUCCUACUUUUUUAUGUUUUUUAACUCUUUUAUAUUAAAAAUUUGUAUGUAUUAAUCAUAAUUUAUUAAUACUUAAGUUUUUUCUGAAAGUGACUUUGAUUGCAUCCAUGCCGAGGUUGUUUUCGUUACGUUGUUGUAAUAUGGAGUUGAUUUUUUCCCAGAUAAGUGACGACUCCAUUUUUUUUUUUUUUUUUUUUUUUUUCUAUUCUAGAAAAAUUGAAUAGAAAUAAAAUAAUGUACAGUAAUAAUAAUAAUUUAUUAUUUUAUUUUAUAUUUAACUCUUUUAUAUAAGAAAAAACUGUGUUAAUCAUAAUUUACUAACAUGUUUAACACUUAAAAGCUAUGGUUCUCCUUGGAAAAAUAAUAAUAUCUCUGUUUUUACAACAUAUUUCCAAUUAAGGACUACUCUUUCAGCUAAUUUCCCUACGACUCCGCCUCUACUUCUUAAUUUGUUGACCACUAGACCAAUUCCAGUGGCUUCUAAAAGUUCUAUAGUCAUCGGUAGUUUCGAAAGUUUGUAUACGCAUUCAUAUAAUUGUUCGUUGUUACAGGCCUCAUCAGCUCUUACGAUUUUUCUGGCGUAGUGAUUAAUCACUCUGACUGAAUGAAUGUAUACAUUCUAAUUUAUUUUAAAUCCUGUUUGUAAUAAUUUAAAUUCAUGUAAUGUAAUUUGCUGUUGUAUAUGAACAUGUUUCAGCACCCAUCUAAGGUAAGGUUAUUGUAGAAAUUUAUUCAAGGAGGGUAUUGACUAUGGUAAAAGGUGAAUGUCAUAAACAUUUGGCUGAGAUAGGUUAUGUUAGCGUCAAUUUAAAUGCAUGUAAUGCGAUUUUGCUGUUGUACCUGUAUGUUCAUGUUUUAGCAGUUUUCUAUAAUGUAAGGUUAUGGCACCAGGCCAUUGCUAUGGCCAUUUGUAUACUUAAUUAUUGAAGUAGUGGUAAAAAUCUGUGUAUAAAAGACAGAGGGAAUUCUCUAAUAUUCACCAGUCUUCAAGAUUUCAUCCCAGGACAAGAAGCUCAGUUCAACAGAAAUACUACCAAAAUAAAAUGUCGUAGCAAAUUACCAUAGCAAAUUGGAGGCCGGUCGUAACACCACUCAACGCUAUGGUUAUAAUUCUUGAAAUAAUAUUAAAUGACUGAUUAUAACAUAGUUUUUUUAAAAAAAAAAAAAAUAAAUAUUUAGUAACUAAAGUAUAUUGGAAGUGCGUCGUAACAUUACUCAACGCUUUGGGUAUAAUUCUUGGGACAUAGAAAAAAUAUAUAAUGAAAAAAAAACAGUAAAAAUAAUAUACUAUGUUUUAUGUUUCACAGAAUGAACAUUUUAGCAAAUCAAUUGAUAUGAGACCGUCCUUUUUAAAAACAAAACCUGGAACAAAACGUUCUGCAGAAAAAACAAGUGUUAAAAAACCUAUGAAAAAGAAGCAGAAUAAAAUGAAUGCAUCAUACAGAGAUAAUAUCGGCGAACGCUUGAGAUCAGAAGAUUUUGAUGUUGAAGUAUUUAAUUCGCUAACAUUCAGACAAGGAGAUGGCGUUGUGACAAUAAAGACGCCUUUUGAAGAAAAAGGAAAGGAUCUUUGGGUGCUAAGUCAUUAUAAGGUUACUAACAUCGAGAAUGUACCAGUAAAGGACAGAUGGAAGUUCAGUGAAGCUACUGUUAGAUUGUACACGACCGACGAAUAAAAAGAUCAAACACUUAAUACUGGUCUUAAUGAGACAAUGCAAAUUAUAUUUGAUAAAUUACUAACCGAUCCAAAGCGUCAAACUAUUAAAAGCAAGACGGUUGUUUGAUUAUUAUACGGAAAAAUGAGUUUCAUUUAAUAAAACAAAAUAUUAUUAUA